Molecule: messenger RNA, 1992 nt
Organism: Pelecanus crispus (Dalmatian pelican)
Lineage: Eukaryota; Metazoa; Chordata; Aves; Pelecaniformes; Pelecanidae
Source: RefSeq, a predicted model, not a curated record
ACAGGAGCCGAUAUACGUGUUGGAAAAUUAGAAGUUGUUGAUCACUUCAUCAAGGAAGUAAAUCUGAAUGAAUUGAAAAUUAAUCAUGAGGAGAAGAAAGUAAAUAGCAAGCAGAAGAAAGUAAAUAGCAAGCAUCAGGUCGCAUCAGACACGUUUUCAUCUCUCCGAGUGUCAGUAGGCAGUGCUGAGGAACUGUCCUCAGAAUCAACCUGUACAGGCCUUGGAAAUCAGGACAAAGGAUUAUUACUAAAUGGUAUGUUUAAUGAGGAGGAAUCUGCAAAGUCUUUUCAGGAAGCUUUGCUUCAAUGGAGAAAAGGUAAUCGUGAUCACAGAGAACAACUCCAUGCCAGUGAGGUCCUAUCAGAAUCUGUGGGAAUUUGUGAAGUACAGACCAAUCUUACUGUUAUGAAGGAACCUAUCCAAAUUGAAUUCAAGAAGGAUGGCCUGAGCUACAUGGAGAAACUCUUGCUUAAGAAAUACAGAAGAACUCCUGUUGAUCAAAUUUCUGGUAGUUGCAUUAAAGAUUUAAGGCCUGUGCAAACACUGAGUGUACAUCAGCCUGUGAUUGGAGAAGGGGGAGAAGGAGAUGAUGAUGACGAUGUCAAUGGCUUAACAGUUGAAGAGGUGAAGAGGUACUGGACAUCUGUUUUUAGAGAGGAAGUACCCAACACUAUUUCUGAAAGUACAGAGUCCUCUUUGAAAAUUGAGUUCCUUGAUGAUUCUUAUGGCAAGGACUUGGAAGAAUCAUCUAAACUUCUGGUGAUGGAGGCUGGGGCUGUGGGAGUGAGUAAGCAAGGAAAAACUGAACCACUGAAGCAGUGUGGAAGUGGUUCAGCAGCUGCAGAUCAGAAUGACCCAGUACCAGACCUUUUGCCAACAGAAACUGUAGGCAUAAUGAGAAAGUCAUCUUGUCAUUUAAUUUCCACAGCUGACACUCGAUAAUUUUUUCUUGACAGCAAUCCUGUUUCUUCUAAAGAAAUUUCUCAAGGAAAAAUGGCUGUCUGCAGUCUUGAAAGAAAUACAGUGCAAAAGGAGAGUUCUAACCUAAAGACUAUGACAAGAUCACUUAGCUCCUGUAAACUACCUGAGAAGAUUUCUAACCCUACUGAACUAAUGAGCAACAAAUAUCUCCUUAAGACACAACUGCAGAAACCCAAUAAAGAUUCUCAGGAACUGGACAGUGUCUGCAAUAGCCAGAGUUUGGUUUUGCCUGUAAGUACAAAGUCUUCAGUGUUACAGGAUGUAGCCAAAAGACAGAAACCUGUUUCUACACAGUAUUGGGGACUUGAAGGUUUCUUUGUUGUAGGUGCAAACCCUAAGCAAGUAAUGCUCGAAGCACGUUCUUCACUGUGUGCUGACUCUAGCCCUGUGGACAGUAGUAUCCCAUUUCCAGGAGAUGGAAAGUGGGUUACUGAAAGGAGCUUAAAUGAAUAUGCUGAUGACUCUGUAGUUCAAGGUGUCUUAGCAAGUCAGUUGAACAGACCUUCAAGUGGUUUGGAGACUCAAAAUAGAAUUUCUCCCCUGACAGUAGCGUGGAGGUCAUACCCAGGGAAUGAUUCUAGAAGGCCUUGGUCAACAAAUAUGCUACGCUGUAAACUGACUGGAAAUUGUCCAGCAAACAAACAGCCAAGACCAAAGAGUUCACCUGUGCGUAUGUUUAGAGUUGAUACUGAGCUAUCAAAACACAAGUGCCUUGAUGUAACUAAACAAGAUGAGUAUCUUUGGGAAUAUGUUGCUGACCAAGAAGCCCUACUUGCUCUGGAAAAAGAAUUACAAAGUUAUACAGGUCCUGAAAAACCUUACAGCUUAACUUCUGAAGAUGUAACCAGCAGACACUCAGAGAAGGUAUGUGGAAAUACUACAGAUUACCAUAAAAACCUGGAGCUAAAAGGCCACAGCAGAGUUGAUACUCUCAGGGGCUGGGAUGAAAGCCAAACGGAUGAUGAGGAAGACAUUCUGGAGGAUAAGCAACAGGUUCUUGCAUUACAGUGA